This is a messenger RNA of Dermacentor silvarum, 1265 nucleotides long. Its product is annotated as sodium- and chloride-dependent glycine transporter 2-like. NCBI's taxonomy places the organism in Eukaryota, Metazoa, Arthropoda, Arachnida, Ixodida, Ixodidae. The record is from RefSeq and is a predicted model, not a curated record. Bases 126 to 1265 code for a protein of 379 amino acids. Gene Ontology annotation, molecular function: dopamine:sodium symporter activity. Gene Ontology annotation, biological process: dopamine uptake involved in synaptic transmission; sodium ion transmembrane transport. Gene Ontology annotation, cellular component: presynaptic membrane; neuron projection; neuronal cell body membrane. The transcript is spliced from 9 exons.
CGAAGAACAGACGCGCUGUUCUCGGUUGCUCUCUGUGGUCACGGUGGACGUUCGCCGUCUCCGCAGCCGUCUCACUGCCACGGCGCCUGGCCGCCCCUCGGUGGAUCCACAGCGUCGCCUUCACCAUGACGUCGAGCGAGGAGGAGGAGGGCACGCAAGAGGUGGAGCAGGUCACGCAGAGUUACCAGAGCCGCGCCCACAGGCUCGCCACCCUGUUCAUCAUGACGGCUGGUAGUGCCAAUGCGAGCCAGUUUCCCAUGAUGUUCAUCGUCUACGGAGGAGUGCCGUUCCUGCUGGCAUACCUGGCGUUUCUGGGUGCAGUGGCAUUUCCCCUCAUGCGCCUGGAGAGCAACUUGGGCCAGUUCGCCGGAGACGGAAACAGGGGCAUCUUCAGCACAGUUCCGCUCUUCAUCGGCCUGGGCUACACCAUGAGCCUGUACGCGAUCGUGCACAUGGUGGGUGACUCGGUGCCGGUGUCCGACCAGCUGCUCUACCUGCUGGACUCGCUGCACGAUGCCACGUGGAACGAUUGCCCGACCGGGCUGCUGCUCGCACCCAACCGCACCUGCUAUGUGCCCAGGCACGCGUUCUCGCUCUGCAGGAUUGCUCGCGCGCGGCUCAUGGAGGCGUUCCGGCGGCAGCCGCUCAGCCACGGCGUGCCGUCCGUGGCCGAAGGGCCGGACUUCUCCGUGGUGCUGGUGCCGCCAAAGGUCUACCGCCACGAGAUGGCCGGCUGUCUGCCCGCAGUGUACAACUACCUGCAGCCGUACCAGCCGUGCGUCUGCGAUACUCCUUGCUCGCUUUUAACUUUUUUUUUUUCGAGUCGCCGCCAUGCCGGCUGGUUCGAGGAUGGCUGGCCAGCGCUGAGCGAGAUCCGUGCAGAGCCCAUUCUCUCGCUGGCCGCUAUCUGGAUGGUGGUGUUCGCCCUCGCGCACCACGGCUUCACCACUGUCAAGCGGACAAUGUACGUGAUGGUGUUCGUGCACGUGUGCACCACCUUCCUGCUGCUUGUGCGCGGUGUCACCCUGCCUGGUGCCAUGAGCGGCCUCGGCAUGCUGCUCUACUCGGACUGGAGCUACGCCGUCAAUCUCGAGAUGUGGUCCAACGCGCUGUACGUGUCCCUUGAGAGCGUCGGUGUCACCGGCUCCAUAUACCUGGGCAUCGUUCGGUUCAACAACUUCAAGAACGACUAUCACCGGGUCAACUGUAGACCGCUGGAAGAGGCCUGCGUCGUGCAGUGUACAGAAAAUGUGCUGAUGACGUAG